CACAGUGCGCUCUCAGCAGAGGAAAGCGCAGUGUUACAAUGAGCUUCUCCAUCCCACCGGCUAAUACCCACCCACACUGCCGUCCUCCGAUAAGCAGCAUCAAAAUCGCCCACCACUCUCACAACCACCGCCUGGCCCCAGGAUGCCCGGGGGAAAGAGAGGGCUUGUGGCACCGCAGAAUACUUUUCUGGAAAACAUUGUCCGGCGCUCAAGUGAGACCAGCUUCCUCCUGGGGAACGCCCAGAUCGUGGAGUGGCCUGUAGUCUACAGUAAUGACGGAUUCUGCAAGCUCUCUGGGUUCCACAGGGCUGAGGUUAUGCAAAAAAGCAGCACUUGCAGUUUUAUGUAUGGAGAGCUGACGGACAAGAAGACAAUAGACAAAGUCAGAGAGACAUUUGAUAAUUAUGAGUCCAACUGCUUUGAGGUCUUGCUAUACAGGAAGAACAGGGCGCCAGUGUGGUUCUAUAUGCAGGUGGCCCCCAUCAGGAAUGAGAAUGACAAAGUGGUUCUCUUCCUGUGCACCUUCAAAGACAUCACUGUCUUCAAGCAGCCCAUCGAGGACGAGUCCACUAAGGGUAAGGACGAGUCCACUUCGGGAUGGACCAAGUUUGCACGGCUGACACGGGCACUGACACAUAAUAACCGCAACACCAGCCACCAUACCACACCACAGCAGCUCACUCCUAUGAGCAGCCAUGAGGUCAGCCAACCCAAGCAGUCCCGUCUGGCAGAGGUUCUCCAGCUAGGUUCAGACAUCCUCCCCCAGUACAAACAGGAGGCUCCUAAGACUCCCCCUCACAUCAUCCUCCACUACUGCACCUUCAAGACCACCUGGGACUGGGUCAUCCUCGUCCUCACCUUCUACACGGCCAUCAUGGUGCCCUACAACGUGUCCUUCAAGACCAAGCAGAACAACAUCGUGUGGCUGGUGCUGGACAGUGUGGUGGAUGUCAUCUUCCUGGUGGACAUCGUACUCAACUUCCACACCACCUUCGUGGGGCCCGGUGGGGAGGUCAUCUCAGACCCCAAGCUGAUCAGGAUGAACUACCUGAAGACCUGGUUCGUCAUCGACCUGCUGUCCUGCCUGCCCUAUGACAUCAUCAAUGCCUUUGAGAAUGUGGAUGAGGGUAUUAGCAGUCUGUUCAGCUCUCUGAAGGUGGUGCGCCUGCUGCGUCUGGGCCGGGUGGCCCGUAAACUGGACCACUAUCUGGAGUAUGGAGCAGCUGUAUUGGUCCUACUGGUGUGUGUGUUUGGCCUGGUGGCCCACUGGCUGGCCUGCAUCUGGUACAGCAUUGGCGACUACGAGGUCAUUGACGAGGUCACCAACACUAUCAAGACGGACAGCUGGCUCUACCAGUUAGCCAUCAACCUCGGCUCGCCGUAUUGCUACAAUGCCAGCGGCUCAGGCCAAUGGGAGGGUGGCCCCGGGAAAGACUCUCUGUACAUCACGUCUCUUUACUUCACCAUGACCAGCCUGACCACCAUCGGGUUCGGCAACAUUGCCCCCACCACGGAUGGAGAGAAGAUCUUCUCUGUGGCCAUGAUGAUGGUCGGCUCUCUCCUGUACGCCACCAUCUUUGGAAAUGUGACCACCAUCUUCCAGCAGAUGUACGCCAAUACCAACCGCUACCACGAGAUGCUGAACAACGUGAGGGACUUCCUCAAGCUCUACCAGGUGCCCAAUGGGCUGAGUGAGAGGGUGAUGGACUACAUUGUCUCUACAUGGUCCAUGUCCAAGGGCAUCGACACUGAGAAGGUGCUGUCUAUCUGUCCUAAAGACAUGCGGGCAGACAUCUGUGUUCACCUGAACCGGAAGGUGUUCAAUGAGCACCCUGCGUUCCGCCUGGCAAGUGACGGCUGCCUGCGCUCUCUAGCCGGGGAGUUCCAGACCAUCCACUGCGCCCCUGGAGACCUCAUCUUCCAUGCUGGGGAGAGCGUCGACACACUCUGCUUUGUGGUGUCAGGGUCACUGGAGGUCAUCCAGGACGAUGAGGUCAUCGCUAUCCUAGGUAAAGGAGAUGUGUUUGGAGAUGUGUUCUGGAAAGAGACCACUCUUGCACAUGCGUGUGCUAACGUGCGGGCACUGACGUACUGCGACCUGCACAUCAUCAAGAGAGAGGCACUGCUCAAGGUUCUGGAGUUCUACACAGCCUUUGCGAACUCCUUCUCACGCAACCUUAUCCUCACCUGCAACCUACGCAAGCGGGUAAUUUUUCGUAAGAUCAGUGACGUGAAGAAGGAGGAGGAGGAGCGCCAGCGUCAGAAGAACGAGGUUCAGCUGACCAUCCCCCAGGACCAUCCGGUCAGGAAGCUCUUCCAGAAGUUCAAGCAGCAGAAGGAGCUGCAGAGGAAUCAGGGGGCGUCCUCCCAGCUGGACCUGGAGAAGAACCAGCUCCAAGUGGAGCACCACCUUCACCCCAUCCCCCACAGCCUGCAGCUGUCCCACUCCAGCCUGCAGCACUCCCUGCCCCUCAACAUCCAGCGGCCCGGACCCCACUCCUCCCUGCAAGGGCUCCAGAACGGGGCUCCCCCUACGGGCUGCAGUAGCAGUGUGCUCACCGUGUCCCAGGUCACGCCCAUGCAGUCUAGUCCUGCCAUGGGGGAGCCGCCUCCAGUCCGACUCAAGGUGAGCAGCAGCCCUGCUCUGGUAAAGCCUCCUGCUGCCAGGGGCUGGGGGCGCCUCAAAAACGUGGCUGCCCCACCUCCCGUGGUCAGGAAGGAAGGACUGAACAAUGUAGCUAAAGCCGUUUCUGUGGAGAUGCUAUCUCAGCAGGGCAGGGGUCAGGAGGCGGGGCUCAGAGGAGGAGAGGGAGAGGACAACCGCCUCCAUAAGACAGACUCCUGCGAUAGCGGCAUCACUAAGAGUGAGCUGCGUAUAGACAGGGCCGGGGAGGCCCCCCUGCCACACCCGUUCGGCCCCAUCCCAGAGCAGGCCCUGCAGGCUGCGCUGCAGGAGACCCGGCUGGAGCUCCGGGGGGACCUCCAGACUCUGGGGGGCCGGCUGGGGGCCCUGGAGAAACAGGUGGCUCAGAUCUUCAAACUGCUGACCUCUACAGAGAAGAGGAGGCCGUCUCUACCUCUGGCCGCCACCCCCAAAACCAAAACCAAACGUCAGGACAUCUUCACUGUCUCCAGACCCGUUUCUCCUGAUUUAGUGGACGAUGACGGGCACAUCUGAAGAGGACAAAACACCACUGUUCGACGUACCAUAACAUUUGCACACAAACUUUUAACUCAUGUCCAUCAUGAGACCUUUCUUGAUUGUAAAUAUUUCUCUAUGCAUGUCCAGCUGGAUUCUGGCUUGCCAAAGAAACUAAAAGUCUAUUCAGGGGCGCAACUUUGGUUUUAGAAGUGGGGGGCAUCUAAAGCUCAUUUCCUGCAUUUCUACUAGGUCUGUUCCCGACAACAAACAAAUAUUGGUUGAUCAAGAGUAGUCUUUUAUUUCGACCAAUCAAUUGGUUGAAAUUUGUAAACAUAUAUUUUUACGCAUAUAGACUCACCCUAUGUGUUCUAAUAAAAUCAACUAGGCUAUAAGUACUGAAAUUGUCUGAUACUUUGAGCACGCUGUUUGAUUAAAUAAUUACGACACACAAAUAACUCAACAGGGAGCCAGAGAUCAAGAUAGCCUAGCCAGAAGAAAAAAUAAUUUUCCAGACCCUCUUCUUGCUGCUGCUGGCCUUCGCAGAUUCUGCCUUUAUGCUGCUUAAGUUGCUGGUAAUAGGCUACACCAGCGGUCGGCAACCUUUUCCAUUUGAAGUGCAAGCUUAUGAUAUCAUUUCUACCAUACUGCGUGACUGUUAUGAUUUUUAUAUGCACAUUUUCGUGGAACAGUUUCAUUUAAUUUAUUAUAGGCUUUGCAACUCAAAAUCUUUGUCUGUGGUUAAUCUACAGUCUAUCUAAAUAUAAAUGAAAAUGAUACAAAUCUAAAAGUAACUUUUAUUGCCAUUGCCAACUAUGUAAAAAUAGCCUAUUUAAAGCCAACACAUAAAAACAUUGAAGCCUGCAGGUAGAAAAUAUCCUGAUGAAAAUAAAUAUCCUAUAAAUCACAUUGGUACGCAUGGCCUGUCUAUCAACUGGGUCGCCCGAAACUCGUACUAGCAAACAUGAAACAUUGUGUAAAAUAUUCUGGGCCCUCAGAUAUUCCAGUGCCAGUGAGCUCGGGACAGACACAGCUGUAGGCUAAUUGUGCAAGGGAUGUUUCCACUGGACCAGAGCAUUUCAUUUGUACUUUUCAUGCUGAGUGGUUAUCGAAAGGAAAGGGAGAGAGCUGGAAAUAUUGUUCAAAUACUUAGAGGAACUAUUGUCAUUAUCAGUUGAUUCUAAAAACAGACUUUGUUUACUUGCUGUUUGAGGUGAAGAAAAAUGACUUUUAGAAUCUCCACAGCUCAUUAGUGGUGGUGAAUUAAGACAAUCAGAAAUACUAUCAGACAUCCCCAAGUGGGCACAUUUAUAGGCCUACAUUUGCGCGCAGGCCAGGUGGGUUAGAAGUUUACAUGCACUCAAUUAGUACUUGGUGCCUUAAAACUGUUUAACUUGGGGCAAACGUUUCGGUUAGCCUUUCACAAGCUUCCCACAAUAAAUUGCCUGAAUUUUGGUCCAUUCCUCCUGACAGAGCUGGUGUAACUGAGUCAGGUUUGUAGGCCUCCUUGCUUGCACCUGCUUUUUCAGUUCUGCCCACAAAUUGUCUAUAGGAUUGAGGUCAGAGCUUUGUGAUGGCCACUCCAACACCUUGACUUUGUUGUCCUUAAUCCAUUUUGCCACAACUUUGGAAGUAUGCUUAGGGUCAUUGUCCAUUUGGAAGACCCAUUUGCGACCAAGCUUUAACUUCCUGACUGAUGUCCUGAGAUGUUGCUUCAAUAUAUCAACAUAAUUUUCCCUCCUCGUGAUGCCAUCUAUUUUGUAAAGUGCACCAGUCCCUCCUGCAGCAAAGCGCCCCCACAACAUGAUGCUGCCACCCUCGUGCUUUACAGUUGGGAUGGUGGUCUUUGGCUUGCAAGACUCCCCCUUUUUCCUCCAAACAUAACGAUGGUCAUUAUUGCCAAACAGUUCAUCAGACCAGAGGACACAGAAAGUAUGAUCUUUGUCCCCAUGUGCAGUUGCAAAUUGUAGUCUGGCUUUUUUAUGGCGGUUUUGGAGCAGUGGCUUCUUCCUUGCUGAGCGGCCUUUCAGGUUAUGUCGAUAUAGGACUUGUUUUACUGUGGAUUUAGAGGGUCCUUCACAGGGUCCUUUGCUGUUGUUCUGGGAUUGCUUUGCACUUUCUCACCAACGUACGUUCAUCUCUAGGAGACAGAAUGCAUCUCCUUCCUCAGCGGUAUGACGGCUGUGUGGUUUCAUGGUGUUUAUACUUGCGUACUAUUGUUUGUACAGAUGAACGUGGUACCAUCAGGCGUUUGGAAAUUGCUCCCAAGGAUGCACCAGACUUGUGGUCUACCAUUUUUUUUCCUGAGGUCUUGGCUGAUUUCUUUUGAUUUUCCCAUGAUGUCAAGCAAAGAGGCACUGAGUUUGAAGGUAGGCCUUGAAAUACAUCCACAGGUACACCUGCAAUUGAUUCAAAUGAUGUCAAUUAGCCUAUCCGAAGCUUCUAAAGCCAUGACAUCAUUUUCUGGAAUUUUCCAAGCUGUUUAAAGGCCCAGUCAACUUAGUGUAUGUAAAUUUCUGACCCACUGGAAUUGUGAUACAGUGAAUUAUAAGUGAAAUAAUCUGUCUGUAAACAAUUGUUGGAACAAUUACUUGUGUCAUACACAAAGUAGAUGUCCUAACCGACUAGCCAAAACUAUAGUUUGUUAACAAGACAUUUGUGGAGAGGUUGAAAAACGAGUUUUUAAUGACUCCAACCUAAGUGUAUGUAAACUUCUGACUUCAAAUGUAUAAUGGGGAAUUGAGAGACACAGCAAACAAUGCACACAAAGUUAUGAAACAUUGAAUACCCACGAAAGGGCGGGAGAGAAUGCCUUCUGGAGAAAGACGUGCCUUGUGCAUCUGAGCCACAAUCCCCAUAUUGUUGGACCGUGUAAUCCCUGCCGCCUCCUCAAUGGAUUAGUCCACUGAGACAGGCGCAAAUCAGACACGUGUCUCGUGUGCCAUAAUCUAUUUGCUACUGCUGGACUAAAAAAAAUCUCAUGUUUUCAAUACAGACACCUUUUGUCAUACAAAAAUCAAAUAUAGUGAUGCAUAACUUGACAUUUCUGCCAUCCAUUGUGACAUUGUGGGAGGAUAACCAACCUUCCAAUUAAUGGCAUAGCAUUUCUUAGCUGCUAUAAAUGCUGAGUUUCACAGUUUCUUCUGAUAACAUUCUCCAAUAUCAACAUUUCCAAGAAAAUAAAAACAGGGAGACGGGUGAAUCUGUAGACAUGCUGAGAUAAAAUCACAUUCUCUGACAGAAUUCAGCCAGCCUUCACAAGAUCAUAACAUAACAAAUAUGUUCCCUUUGGUGUUUUACACAUCCAGCAGAGAAAUUAUAUUUCUGAGUGCUUGAUAUUCAGUUUCACUGGCAUAUAGUAUGUUCUAUGGAUGGUCUUAAACUGCAGUUUAUGUCUGAGAUGAUAUGAACAUGACAGGUUAUUCAAACAUAUCUGUAUCCAUUCAUCACCAUCAGUAGUGUUUCCCAGGUCUCCCUCACAUUUCUGUUUUGUGUCAUCAGG
Molecule: messenger RNA, 6641 nt
Organism: Oncorhynchus nerka (sockeye salmon)
Lineage: Eukaryota; Metazoa; Chordata; Actinopteri; Salmoniformes; Salmonidae
Gene: kcnh5b
Product: potassium voltage-gated channel, subfamily H (eag-related), member 5b
Exons: 11
Coding region: 143-3178 (1011 amino acids)
Biological process (GO): potassium ion transmembrane transport; regulation of membrane potential
Cellular component (GO): plasma membrane
Molecular function (GO): voltage-gated potassium channel activity
Source: RefSeq, a predicted model, not a curated record